Messenger RNA from Nerophis lumbriciformis (worm pipefish), 1923 nucleotides. NCBI's taxonomy places the organism in Eukaryota, Metazoa, Chordata, Actinopteri, Syngnathiformes, Syngnathidae. The record is from RefSeq and is a predicted model, not a curated record.
AUGGUCUGGCUUUCAUCACGAGAUUUGCACCUCGCUGGGACUUCUAAGAAGCUGAGCCCGAGAUAUGUCGGUCCGUUUGCUGUGGAUGCUGUGGUGAAUCCGGUCUCUGUCAGGCUGAAGCUUCCGAACUCCAUGAAGGUCCACCCUGUUUUCCAUGUCUCCCUGCUCAAACCGGUCUUCACCAGUCCCUUGAACCCCCCGCCAGUGCCUCCUCCUGCUCCUCGUGUGGUCGACGACUCCCUUGGUGGCCCCUUCCCAUCUACAUCCCACCGCUGUCACCACAAACCUAAGAGAUGCCUGCCUAUCCAGUGUGGCAGUGUUGGUGGUCUGCUUCCAGUCAGCCCACUUCUCUUCCACCCAAAUGCUAAGGGUUCCCAAAUUAUCAUGGACCUUGCCCAGAAGAUAGUCAAAAGGCAGGGUAGUUUCUGCAAUGCCAUCACUUUCAGCAACAGGCCAAUAGCCUUGUAUGAGCAAGUUCGUCUCAAGAUUACUAAAAAGCAGUGUUGUUGGAGUGGAGCCUUGCGUCUGGGAUUCACCUCCAAAGAUCCAUGCAGAAUACACCCAGACAACUUGCCGAAGUAUGCCUGCCCAGACCUGGUGUCUCAAAGUGGCUUCUGGGCUAAGGCUCUACCUGAGGAGUUUGCUAACGAGGGGAACAUUAUCGCCUUUUGGGUUGACAAGAAGGGGCGUGUUUUCUACCGCAUAAACGAGUCAAGCCCCAUGCUGUUUUUCAGUGGAGUACGAGCCACCGAGCAACUCUGGGCUCUAAUUGAUGUUUACGGUCUGACCCGUGGAGUGCAGCUGCUAGACAGUGAGAUUGUUCCCCCGGACUGCCUGCGCCCACGCUCUUUCACAACAGUGCGCUCCUCCUCUCUCCACCGUGAAGCAGACGACUCUCGUCUCUCCGUGAGCCUGUGUGACCUCAACCGUCAGCAGGAGGACCUUGGCAACUCCCAUAAUCAUUCACAACAUCACACCCUCCACCUGGCCUCAGCCCCCUCUACCUGUCCCAUCCCGCAAAACUCCCUCAACUCACAACAAUCAUCCUUGUUGCCGUCCAUCCUAGAGAGUGAUCUCCACUUCCACCAGUUGCACGGAACUCAUAUUAAGACUCUAGAUGAACAGACUGUGGCGAGAUCAGAGCAUUCACGUGAGGAGCGCACAUUGGUCUUUACCAACCGCCCCCUGCAAACUGGAGAGUGUGUGUUUAUCAAAGUCACCAAGUCCAGUCCAGCUCGCGCAGGCUCCCUGUCUUAUGGCGUGACAUCAUGUGACCCGGCUGUACUGCGCCCCAGUGACCUGCCAUAUAAUCCAGAAGCCCUAGUGGACAGAAAGGAGUUUUGGGCCGUGUGUCGUGUGCCCACGCCUCUACAAACCAGUGACAUCCUAGGCUUCUUGGUCAACCAAGAAGGGGAGAUCAUCUUAAGCCACAAUGGCACCAAUGUUGGCAUGCAAGUAUGUGUGGACAACUCGCGCCCACUCUGGAUGUUCUUUGGUUUACAUGGUGCAGUCUCUCAGCUGAGAAUUCUGGGCUCCACUCAUGUUGGAGAAACACGGGUCGGGUCGAUCCCCAGUUCGCCCUCCUCAUCACCGCACUCUCCAAGUGGCCUGGGCAGCGGCAUUUCAGAUCCCAUCCUCAACGGGGGCAUGUGCUCUGCAGCUUACUGCAGCUCAGCAGGGGGAACAACACAGAAUUCUCCAGUCAGCCUGCCUAAGUCUCCUACGUUCCCAUCAGGUCGCGGGCUUCGGUCCGAUGAGUGCUCGAUCUGUUAUGAGAAUGCGGUGGACACAGUCAUAUAUGCCUGUGGACACAUGUGUCUUUGCUAUAGCUGUGGGCUGAAGAUCAAGAAAAUGUCCAACGCCUGCUGUCCCAUCUGCAGAAGGCAGAUUAAAGAUAUUAUCAAAACCUACCGAAGUACAUAA